Messenger RNA from Pogona vitticeps (central bearded dragon), 828 nucleotides. NCBI's taxonomy places the organism in Eukaryota, Metazoa, Chordata, Lepidosauria, Squamata, Agamidae. The record is from RefSeq and is a predicted model, not a curated record.
GUAAUGAAAACGGAGCUAAGAAGUGUAGUGUCUUCUGGAGCAGAGAUGGGCAAUCUCCUUUGCUAAUAACAAAUAGCCGAAAAAGGAGGAAGUGAGUGGCAUCUAGUCAAUCUUCUUGAGUCCCAAGAAGUUAUUUCAGUAUUGAGAUAACCAUGUCUGGAGAAAGGAUAAUCCAUGUCGUGAUGCAACGGCUCUUGAUCUGGACAGCAUUUCUGUUAAUGGAAGGUUCAAAGUCUCGCUCAGAAGAAUUUGUCCCCCAGAUCCUUGAUCAUCCUUCUGACCUUGUAGUUCGCUGGGACCAACCUGCUACCUUGAACUGCCGCGCCACUGGGAACCCUGAACCCACAAUUGAAUGGUACCGGAAUGGAGAAUAUGUGAAAACAAACAAAGACGAUGCAACCUCACAGCCGACCCUACUGAUGGAUGGGUCCCUCUUCUUCCUCCGUCUCAGCCAGAAGAAGGGGAAAUCGGAUGAAGGGGUGUACAACUGUGUGGCCAGAAACCAUCUUGGCACAGCCAUUAGCAAGAAUGCUUCUCUUUACGUAGAAGCUCUUCAAGAAGAAUUUCGUCUUCAUCCGAGUGACUUGGUGGUGACAACUGGAGAACGGUUAUUGUUAGAAUGCAUGCCCCCUAGAGGACAUCCUGAACCUACUAUUUCAUGGAAGAAAAAUGGGGUGCUUAUAAAUGAGGAAAGUGAUCGUUAUGAGAUUGUCCCUGGAAAGCUUCUGGUACCUUCUGUCUUGAAGAGUGACUCAGGAGCCUAUGUUUGUGUGGCCACCAAUCAAGUAGGAGAGAGAGCCAGCCGAGCAGCCCUGGUCACUGUCUUGG